AUGGCUCCGCCGCCCGCGCGAAUGGCGACCACUGCCGCCACUGCCCUGGUCUCCCGCCAGGCGCUUCUCAGAGCCACUGUUGGCAGGACAUCAGCACCCGCAGCUUUUGCUCUUCAGCAAUGGAGGACGUACGCGACGCCGGCGGGGCCACCACCCAAGGGCUUCAGGUUACCUCCUCCGACUGAGUGGGAUCAAGAGAAGGAGGGGACCAUGGCCAAGGUCAGCAAGUACUUCCUGCUCUCCGAGAUGGGCAGGGGUAUGUACGUGCUGCUUGAGCAGUUCUUCAGGCCGCCUUACACCAUCUUCUACCCCUUCGAGAAGGGACCCAUCUCUCCGAGGUUCCGUGGUGAGCACGCUCUGCGAAGAUAUCCCUCCGGUGAAGAGCGUUGCAUUGCCUGCAAGCUCUGCGAGGCUGUCUGCCCUGCCCAGGCUAUUACUAUCGAGGCCGAAGAACGUAUGGACGGCUCGCGUCGCACAACCCGCUAUGAUAUCGAUAUGACCAAGUGCAUCUACUGUGGUUUCUGCCAGGAGUCAUGCCCAGUCGAUGCCAUUGUCGAGUCGCCCAAUGCCGAAUAUGCCACUGAGACGAGGGAGGAGCUGUUGUACAACAAGGAGAAACUUCUUUCGAACGGCGACAAGUGGGAGCCUGAACUGGCUGCUACUAUUCGGGCGGACUCGCCUUACAGGUAA
This is a messenger RNA of Pyricularia pennisetigena, 690 nucleotides long. RefSeq lists its product as uncharacterized. Gene Ontology annotation, molecular function: 4 iron, 4 sulfur cluster binding; NADH dehydrogenase activity. The coding region runs from base 1 to 690 and encodes 229 amino acids. Gene Ontology annotation, biological process: mitochondrial respiratory chain complex I assembly; mitochondrial electron transport, NADH to ubiquinone. NCBI's taxonomy places the organism in Eukaryota, Fungi, Ascomycota, Sordariomycetes, Magnaporthales, Pyriculariaceae. The record is from RefSeq and is a predicted model, not a curated record. The transcript has 3 exons. Gene Ontology annotation, cellular component: membrane.